This is a messenger RNA of Nannospalax galili (Upper Galilee mountains blind mole rat), 574 nucleotides long. It is a transcript of the gene Avp, whose product is annotated as arginine vasopressin. Gene Ontology annotation, cellular component: extracellular region; secretory granule. Gene Ontology annotation, molecular function: neurohypophyseal hormone activity. NCBI's taxonomy places the organism in Eukaryota, Metazoa, Chordata, Mammalia, Rodentia, Spalacidae. The record is from RefSeq and is a predicted model, not a curated record. The coding region runs from base 55 to 546 and encodes 163 amino acids. The transcript is spliced from 3 exons.
AACACAGAGCCAGUGGAACAGUGCUACACACAGUGCCCACCUGUGCUCACCAGGAUGCCCAACACCAUGCUGCCUGCUUGCUUCCUGGGCCUGCUGGCCUUCACUUCUGCCUGCUACUUCCAGAACUGCCCAAGGGGCGGCAAGAGAGCCAUGUCGGACAUGGAGCUGAGACAGUGCCUCCCCUGCGGCCCGGGCGGCAAAGGGCGCUGCUUCGGGCCCAGCAUCUGCUGUGGGGACGAGCUGGGGUGCUUCGUGGGCACCGCCGAGGCGCUGCGCUGCCAGGAGGAGAACUACCUGCCUUCGCCCUGCCAGUCCGGCCAGAAGUCGUGCGGGAGCGGAGGCCGCUGCGCCGCCACGGGCAUCUGCUGCAGCCCGGAGAGCUGCGAGACCGUGCCCGAGUGCCGGGAGGGUUUUCUCCGCCUCACCCGCGCCCGCGACCGGAGCAACGCUACGCAGCUGGCGGGGUCCACCGGGGCGCUGCUGCUGCGGCUGGUGCAGCUGGCAGGGGCGCGGGAAGUCGAUCCUGCUAAGCCGGAGGUCUACUGAGCCACCACCCCGAGCCUCACUUCUACAG